Messenger RNA from Homalodisca vitripennis (glassy-winged sharpshooter), 2928 nucleotides. Its product is annotated as elongation of very long chain fatty acids protein AAEL008004-like. Bases 186 to 986 code for a protein of 266 amino acids. Gene Ontology annotation, molecular function: fatty acid elongase activity. The transcript is spliced from 8 exons. The record is from RefSeq and is a predicted model, not a curated record. Gene Ontology annotation, cellular component: endoplasmic reticulum membrane. Lineage: Eukaryota; Metazoa; Arthropoda; Insecta; Hemiptera; Cicadellidae. Gene Ontology annotation, biological process: sphingolipid biosynthetic process; very long-chain fatty acid biosynthetic process; fatty acid elongation, polyunsaturated fatty acid.
GGCUGCAGAGUUAGGUAGACACUCAGUCGGUAGGUCCUGUACCCGGUACUGUGCGCGCGAGUGUCGUGGUACCCUGUCUCUCACAACACUUCCAACCAGGACACAUCAAUACCUCAAGGCUGAGGCAGCACGCUCUAGCGGUGGUGUUUUGCAACUCUCACCACGACACCACCCAAAAAUUGAAAAUGGCUGGAUUAGUCAAGAUGGCCAUUGACAGAUACGUCAACCUGGUGGACUCAAUAAGUGAUCCUCGGGUGAACGACUGGCCGCUCAUGUCCUCACCCAUCCCCACGGUGGCGAUGGUGGCCGCUUACCUGUACGUUGUCAUCUUCCUCGGACCCCGAGUCAUGGCCAAUAGGAAACCUUUCAAGCUCAACAACAUCCUCAUCGUGUACAACGCAGCUCAAGUCAUCUUCAGCCUCGUCAUGCUCUGGGAGCACCUGAUGAGCGGAUGGCUGCUGGAGUACAGCUACAAGUGUCAACCUGUUGACUAUUCACACAAUCCUUCGGCUCUUAGGAUGGCAAGCCUAUGUUGGUGGUAUUACAUCUCAAAACUGACAGAGUUUGUGGACACGCUGUUCUUCGUUCUUCGGAAAAAAGAUAAUCAGAUAAGUCUGUUACAUCUAUACCACCAUUCCCUGACACCUAUUGAAACCUGGGUCUGCGUCAAGUUCCUGGCAGGUGGACACGGAACCUUCUCUAAUCUGGUCAACAACCUUGUUCAUGUGAUAAUGUACUUUUAUUACAUGAUGUCGGCAUUGGGACCUCAGUAUCAAAAGUACCUCUGGUGGAAAAAACACCUGACAACAUUACAGCUUGCUCAGUUCACAUUGGUAUUUGUACACUCGGCGCAAGUGCUCAUCUUUGACUGCGGCUACCCCAAGCUUGUGGCAGCCUUCCUGCUCGUCCACUCCACGAUAUUCUUCGUCCUCUUCCUUGAUUUCUACAACCAAGCCUACAAGCAGAGUCAAAAGAAGCUGCAGUAGUUUUGUUAAGACUUAUUUAUUGAUUAGGUGUAAGAUGUCAGCUGUACAUUAGGUGCUAUAUAAACAUCUUGUGAAAACGCCAAAGUUAAGUCUGAAAGUUACAAACUUUGUACUUAGCUUAGGUAAUUUUGUAUAUUUCUUGCCAUUAUUAUUACAGAUUACUUUUAAAGCAAAUAAAAUGUGAUAAGUUUCAGUUAUUUCUAUAAGAGUUUAAUGUCUUAAGCGACAUUCUUUCCAUAUUAAUAAUUAUUUUAAAAUUUAUAUUAAAAAAUUAAAAUUUUAUUUAACAGUACACCAAAGAAUUAAAUAUAGAUCAUCGAUAGUAAAUUUCAUACUCGUAGUUUUAUAGCCAUUAUUGGUUAAAAUGAAAUUUAUCCAUGGAACUAUUUUGUUUGUUUUGUGAAAUUCUACAGAUAGUCAGGAUUUUCUAUUUCAGUACAAUAUUAUGUUUAACUCCUUAGAUAAAUAAGGUCAACACUGUAUCAUAUUAGAUUUUAUACGUAUUUAUUAAUUAACUCCUGUAUUUAUUAUGUUUGUACAAACUUCUGUAAUAGUAAAAACAGAGUAAUUGCUCCAAUAUCGGAUGUUCAUACACCAAACAACAACGAUAAUCAAAAAUUAAUCAAACUUUACACACCUGAAUUAUACUAAAAAUUUGCUGUAAUUAAAAUAAAAAAUCAAUGUUUUACUGUUAGUUUUUUUAUUAUUAUCUGCAGAAAAAUUAGAUGAAGUAAAUUUAAGACCAUUUUCUAGAAAAGCAUCAGCAGCUGAAUUCCCCAUGUCCUUGUUGUACACAUCCAUAUGGCUUGAUGGGUACUUCCCAGUAUAUGUACAUAUCUACAAGCAAACAAUGGGAUCCAUUAACGCAAUAAAAACUUUAGAGUACCAUUGAACAUUAAAGCAAAUAAAACCUGUUAGUAUAAAGAAUAAUGUUAUUCAAAAGUUUGAACUUUAUUUAGAGCAAGUUACUGUAGAAAACGUUUUUGUUUAGUUACUGGUAGUACAUCAGAAUUAUUCUGAAAUGUUAACACCUCCAAUGUAAUCAUUACAUAUAUUUAUUAACAUUAUAGCAUAUCUAACAUACGAGUAUUGUUAUGCAAAUGGCACUUAAAUUGACUUGUUGAUAUAUUUAAUAGUAAAUAUAUACAUAAAUGUUCUAAAGUAUGAAUUCUUAAAUGUAUUGAAGUGGUGGAACAUCCAGAUCCAGUCAAGGAAGAAGUUCAUGAAAUUUAAAAUAUUUUUGUAUUUAACUAUUUAUAAAUCAUUAAUAUUAAAAGACCCUUUCAUAAAAUAACGUUUUGAUUAAUUUUCAUUUUUGGUAAGAUUUGUUUUAUUGUUCUAUACCUCAAUGUAUUUCAAUUAAUUAAGCUGUUUGAAAUGGGAAUAAAACAGAAUACUACAGAUUUUUUCUAUUUCAAAAGACAUAAUAGAACUCAAAACCAAACAUGUAAAAAAAGGCUUUAAGAGACACAAAACGCUGAUUUUGCUUAGAUGAUAAUUUGUAUGUUUUCAGGGCAUUACCUGAGACACAUUGUACAUAGACCUUGUCAAGUACCUUUGAUCCAACAUUGUUGGGUGGAUAUUGUCUUAUUGUAGUUAUUUAUAGUAGAUGUCUGUCCAAGCCAACACUUUGUUGUGUCCUGUAUAUAUUUGUGCAAUCAGUGCGAUUGUAGCUCAACAAGUAUUAUUGUUAAGUGUUAUCCCUUCUGUGUACUAAAUAUUAUAAUUCUCUCAACAGGCUGUCAGAAUGUGAUGAGUGUAGAUUAUGACUAUCUGAAUGACAGUUUAUGUCACAGAAUCGUGAGUGGACAGUUUAGCAAUAAGUGAUUACAAUUGUACAUGUUAUUAUUUUGUUUUAAUAUAUUACUUUUUGUAUUUUUUAUUGAGAAUCGACCAGUCAGUUUGUAGUUAACUUAGAUCAUUAAAGUUUUACCUGAUUCAA